AUGCACGAUACAGUGGCGGAGCCACACACGGCGCUACGCGAACACUGUUAUUAUUGCUUUGAGGUGAUCCAGUCCGCAUUGAGGGAUAGGGAUGACCUACCCGCCCCGUCGUUCCCUCGGACAGAGACAAAAGUCCCGCUCUUUGUCUCUUGGAACAUACUGCCCGUAGACGCACAUUCGCAUGCACAUACCGAGCCAGCCUUGCGCGGGUGUAUUGGCACGUUUGAGCCGCAGGAUGUCGUUGCAGGCCUGCAGUACUUUGCGUACCAAUCAGCGUUUGAGGAUCAUCGAUUUUCGCCGAUGACCGAGUCGGAACUACCGCGUCUGCACUGCUCCGUGAGCUUGUUAUCCCCGUUCGAGCCUUGCGCAGACUACUCGGACUGGGAGCUUGGGACGCACGGGGUAUACCUGUUGAUGCGUGAUCCGGCAGGUGCUUCGUGUGACGCUUCAGCGCCGACAUUGCCAGUGUACAAAACCGCCGGGCAGCGUGCGUACCCAGACAUCUUCACCGUCACCUUUCUCCCAGAAGUCGCUUUGGAUCAUGGAUGGACGAAGCGCGAGACGAUCGAUAGAGCAAUCCGCAAGGCGGGGUGGCACGGCAACAUUACCGAAAAAAUGCGUAUGUCGCUGCGUGUGUAUCGAUACACUAGCCGGAAGGCGACGGUGACGUGGGACGAAUAUGAUACGUGGGCAAGACGGAAACAAGAUCCUGUUACACAGAAUAUCCGCGGCGCAGAGACGCCACAAUAG
Molecule: messenger RNA, 750 nt
Organism: Malassezia vespertilionis
Lineage: Eukaryota; Fungi; Basidiomycota; Malasseziomycetes; Malasseziales; Malasseziaceae
Exons: 2
Coding region: 1-750 (249 amino acids)
Source: RefSeq, a predicted model, not a curated record